AUGACAGCGUCAGCGUCCAGCGUCACGGACGUCGACAUCGAGAACGUCCCGAAGGAAAAACUGGACGUCAAAGAAACCGAAGAACAACCUGAGAUCGAAUACCCUCCACUUUCCAAGGUCGUCGUCAUCAUCCUCGGUCUGUAUCUCGCUGUCUUCCUGGUAGCCCUCGACCAGACCAUUAUCGGAGUCGCCAUCCCCAAGAUCACCGAUCAGUUCAAGAGUAUUGAAGACAUUGCCUGGUAUGGCAGUGCCUACUUCCUCACGUCGACUGCGCUGCAACCGUCGUACGGCCGCAUCUAUAAGAUCUUUAGUGUCAAAUGGGCCUUCUUGAUAGCCGUCCUCAUCUUCGAAAUCGGAUCGCUCAUCUGCGCUGUUGCACCGUCGAGUACCGUUUUGAUUGUUGGCCGAGCUAUUGCGGGUAUCGGUGUUGCGGGUAUCUUCUCCGGAGCCAUGGUCAUCAUCUCAGUGACUGUGCCUUUGCCUAAGCGACCUCUUGUUUUCGGUAUGUUUGGCAUGGUCUGGGGUAUUGCCUCGAUUGCCGGACCUUUGCUCGGCGGUGCGUUCACCGAUGGUGUUUCAUGGCGCUGGUGCUUCUAUAUCAAUCUUCCCAUUGGAGGUGUCUCGCUCGCCGUCAUCCUGUUUGUUCUCCGACUCCCCGACAAGAACGAGUUCUCCGGCACUCCCAUCCUCGAACGGAUCCGGCAGCUGGACCUCAUCGGCGCCGCUCUACUCAUCCCCGCCAUCAUCUGCCUCUUGCUCGCCUUGCAAUGGGGAGGAAACAAGUACCCCUGGAACAACUCGCGGAUCAUCGGCCUGUUCGUCGGCUUCGGCCUCAUGGCUAUCCUCUUUGCAUUCUCGCAGGUCAAGAUGGCCGACAAGGCCACCCUGCCACCACGCAUGUUCAAGAACCGCUCCGUCCUCGCCGCCACGCUCUAUGCUCUGUUCUUCGGCGGUGCCUUCUUCGUCCUCGUCUACUACCUCCCCAUCUUCUUCCAGAGCGUCAAGGAUUCCUCCGCCAUGAAAUCCGGCAUCCAACUCCUGCCCCUGAUGCUAGCCACCGUCGUGAGCUCGGUUGUCAUGGGCGGCGCAGUCACCGUCGCGGGCUACUACACGCCGUUCCUGAUCGGUAGCACUGCCAUCGCCGCCAUCGGAGCCGGUCUCAUCACCAUGUACGAGAUCGACAUCUCCACGGGCAAGUGGAUCGGCUACCAGAUCGUCCUGGGCGCAGGUGUUGGCGCCGGCUUCCAGAUUCCCAUGACGGCCGUCCAGACCGUCCUGCCGGCAGAGGAUAUCCCCAUCGGCACGGCGGCGGUCAUGUUCUUCCAGACACUGGGCGGCGCGCUGUUCAUCGCAGUGGCGCAGUCGGUUUUCCAGAACGGCCUGAUCUCCGGGUUGGCCAAGUAUGCCCCCACUGUUGACCCGGCGGCGAUUGUCAAGGCGGGCGCCACGGAGAUGAGACCCGUGCUGAUUAAAUUGGGCCAGCUGGAUCAGCUCAUGAACGUGAUCAAGGCCUAUAUGGAUGGAUUGCGGGCUUCAUAUCGUGUCAGUUUGGCGCUGGUGCUGGUCGCGUUUGUGGUCAGCUUGUUGAUGGAGUGGAAGAGCGUCAAGACGGCGAAUAAUGGAGAGAAGAAGGAUGUUAUGGUGGCUGCCAUUUAG
Molecule: messenger RNA, 1656 nt
Organism: Aspergillus lentulus
Lineage: Eukaryota; Fungi; Ascomycota; Eurotiomycetes; Eurotiales; Aspergillaceae
Product: MDR family MFS transporter
Biological process (GO): transmembrane transport
Cellular component (GO): plasma membrane
Molecular function (GO): transmembrane transporter activity
Source: RefSeq, a predicted model, not a curated record